AUGUUAGUAUUGAAAAACAUGUUCCUUGACAAAAUAAAACCAACUACAGAAAUAAAUGACGCAAGACUGAAACAUUGGGUAAAAGCUUUCCCAUUCACAAAAGAUAUUAUUGGUAACAUGGAAAGAAAACCAGAAUGGCUACAAAAACAUAUAUUUGGAAACGAGCUUAUUCCAUAUGGACAAGCUCUGUUUGAAGAGCUUGAACCGGAAACUCAGGAAAGAGUCAUGCAAACAAUACGCGAAGACUCAAAUACAAACUAUGACAAAAUCUUUCUAGGAUAUAGGUUACCUGAGAUGGGCGACCAGAGCCCAAAGGCAAAAAGGACAUGGGAAAUUUACAACAUACUAGGUGAACAUGAGGCAAAGAUGCAACAACUUGAAGCAGAGGGCAAGUUACCAAAAGCGACACCAAAGAAGAAGAGAAGAGUAGAACAAAGUGAAAGUAGUGAAGAAGUAACUUCAUCUAGUGAAAGUAGUGGCAAUGAAGGAAAAAGAAGAGUUAAAAACUCAGUCAGGAAGAAAGUAAAGCUUGGUCCGAACAUUAUGA
Molecule: messenger RNA, 547 nt
Organism: Trichomonas vaginalis G3
Lineage: Eukaryota; Parabasalia; Trichomonadida; Trichomonadidae
Product: protein of unknown function, DUF4106 family
Exons: 1
Source: RefSeq, a predicted model, not a curated record